Messenger RNA from Sitodiplosis mosellana (orange wheat blossom midge), 2108 nucleotides. RefSeq lists its product as uncharacterized. Bases 397 to 1848 code for a protein of 483 amino acids. The record is from RefSeq and is a predicted model, not a curated record. Lineage: Eukaryota; Metazoa; Arthropoda; Insecta; Diptera; Cecidomyiidae. The transcript has 4 exons.
AAAUAAAUGAGAUGAAUAACAUAUGCUGAAUUGUGAUACUCGAUACACAUCGUAGUGUCAUAAAUGCAUUCAACACUGGUCAUAUUAAGAAUUUACACAAAAAAUCCGUUGUUUUAUUUGUAUUUUGAGAACAGGGAAAAAACGAUGGUCAAAGGUAAGUUUUUUUGCGAUUAUUUUUAUAGAUUUCCAGCGCAGUAAUAAGUUCGCGGGGAAAAUAUCGACCCAAUAACUGUGUGAAACUCAUUGACUGCGGUUGCCAUAGCUUCGAUAAAUAAACAGUAUAUUUUAUGUGCCUUGCUAAAUGGGCUAGUAGUGUAUUUUUGUUAUGAAUCAGAAAGUGUUUUGUCUUGUUUUGUUUUUUAUCUGGAAAAUUGUUUUUUCCCUUUGUCGCAAACGAUGAAUAAGGCAAACAAGAAAAAUAAAAGAUUGUGUGAAACACUAAAACUUCUGAAUGGAAUCAAAGUUGGUCAAGAAGUGGAAAAGGAAAGGCAUGUCAAAGUAAAGCAAAAGUCAAAGAAGAAUUCACAGAAUACAUUUUCAAUGAUUAACUUCUAUCAAAGCAUUCCAAAAUACGAUGAAAUUCGUCAUUUGCCGGAGUAUGAUUUCUCGGAACGUGUUGAUUUAUUGAAGAAAAUUCAUUGUGACUUGAGCGAGACUCUUUUGUGUAGGCCAGUUUGUAAGAGGCCCGUUUCACAGUCCACGUCUCGUUGCAGCAAACGAAAAACUAGCGCCAAGAAGAAGAAAUGUUCGGCCAAUCGAAAGAGCAAUUUAACUCCAAGCUUGUGCAAUAGUUUCAGCAAGGCGAGUUUACUCGAAUUAAAUGAGCUAGAGAGUGGUAGCAAAAAAAAAAGUCCUGUUGACCGAAUACCAAGUGCAAAUUCACUGAACAUGUCAACACCACCGCACAUAAAACGCUUGCAGACCCUUCGAGAGAGAUUAUUAGCUGGAGACGAUGAUUGGAAUUAUGAAUCAAAACUCCCAACGCCAACAAUGUUAUCACCGAUGUGUUCACCGAAUCUUUACUUCCGCAAACCACAUGAAGUGCAACCAAGAUACCUCCAUAAGGAAUUGCAUUUCCACGAUUUUGAUCCAUAUCCAUGUGAUCAUUUUCACAAUGCGCAGCCAAUCAUUCACAUCCAAGAAGUUCACUCACCAACACAAAAUCCAAAUUACAUACACAGUCCACCGAAACAAAUGAUAGGAUUUGCGAGCGAAUUCAAAUCCGUUUGCAAAACACCAACUUGUGAAGAAAAGCUGUUAACAGCAAAGAAAAAAGUGCGUCGUGCGAAGUCAUGUCCAAAUGAUUGGUUCAGUCCAUCGUCCAUGGACAAUGGAAAAAGGCAAAAUGAAUGCGUUGAAAUGGAUUACUCUCAAGAAUAUACACCAUGGUAUUCCAACGAAUCGAAUGCUUCACCAACGAUAAUAUCUCGACAGCAAAAUGCCUACGCAAAAUCGGACGGCAAAAUUAAGUCCAAGCCAAAAUCGAAAACAUCAAACUCAAUGGACGAAUUUCUAUCGUCGAAACUUGUUCGUUGCAAUUUGGCAGCGAGCCUGCGUCACAAGAAUUCACGUAAAAAAAUUAACGAAUUUGCUGAAGAAAAAUUAAAAGAGAGCAUGGAUGUAUCGAAAUUCAUACCAAAAUGUCAUCAUUGGAAUGUGCGCGACACACCAGCAUGGAAAACUUUUACCUCGGAAGACACCACGGUGGGUAAACGGAUGCGAGAAGAAGCUCGACGUGAGGAGCAAAAAGUUCGAAAACAUACGCAUGCGAUGACAAUGAAUAUAAUGCGGGCACGAGUCAAAUCUGCUCAACUGUUACUCGAAGGCAGGUCACUAUCUGCAAAAUAAUGAACAUUUCUUUUUUCACACACUUUCAAUUGAUUUUAGAAAAAUCUUAUGCAUUUCAUUGCUUCAUAGCACCAAAAUUCAAACGAAUUCCAUUGAUUAUUUUUUAGUACAUUGAAUCUAUUCGAAUAUCAUUUUAUGAAUUGUUUCUUUGAAUUGUUUUCAAAUAUAAAAAAAUCGAUAGCGAUGCUGUAUGACAAUGAUUGAUUACAUUUGAAUAUCUCUUCUGAUAUGGAAUAAAGGUAUUGUUUAUGAUCCAAAUA